Messenger RNA from Pipistrellus kuhlii (Kuhl's pipistrelle), 3783 nucleotides. It is a transcript of the gene POLRMT, whose product is annotated as RNA polymerase mitochondrial. The transcript is spliced from 21 exons. Gene Ontology annotation, cellular component: mitochondrial DNA-directed RNA polymerase complex. Gene Ontology annotation, molecular function: protein binding; mitochondrial promoter sequence-specific DNA binding; DNA-directed RNA polymerase activity. Lineage: Eukaryota; Metazoa; Chordata; Mammalia; Chiroptera; Vespertilionidae. The coding region runs from base 60 to 3719 and encodes 1219 amino acids. The record is from RefSeq and is a predicted model, not a curated record. Gene Ontology annotation, biological process: mitochondrial transcription.
GCAGGCACGGGCAGCGCAGCCGCAGAGCGGGAGGGUAAUUGAGUCCUCGUGCGGCCGGCAUGUCGGCGCUGCGCUGGGGCCGCGGCGCGGCUGGGCUCGGAUGGGCCUUGUGGCCGGUGGGCCGCCCCGGCCUCCGGGCCGAGGAAGGGACCCUGGGUGGCCUGCGGGGCUGCAGAAGGCGCUCGUCUGCCAGCCCUUGUGAACAAGACCGCCGGAGGGACUGGGGCCACGCGGAGCUGUUGGAGGUGCUUGAGGCCAGAGUGCGGCAGCUGCAGACCAACAGUGUUUCAGAGGUGAGGGCGAAGCUGGUGGAUGUGGCUCGACUCCCAAAGGCCGAUGGCUCCCAGUCACCCAGAAAGGUGGAGGCAGGAAACGAGGGUGCUGCCCUGGGGUUCACCAGCCACUGGGCACAGAAGUUGCACAAGGAGAAGCUGGUGAUGCAGAGGCGCAAGCAAAAGCUGGAGGAAACCCUGCAGAAGGAGAACCGCAAGCAUCAGCUGCGUGUGGAGCCCCAACUGCUGAAUAGGGAGCUGGCAGACUGGCUGCAGCGAUGGGAACACGGCUCCCCCAGGAGUCCCUGGGAGGAGCAGCUGGCUCAGCUGCUACAGGAGGCCCCUAAGCAGCUGAGCCGCAGUGAGGAGCAUGGUCACACGGGUAGGAUCUCCAAGGUGCGGUACGAGGCCCAGCAGCAGAGGCUCCUGUCCUUCUUGGAGUGCUGCCUGCUGGUGGACCAGCUGCCCCUCGCCCACCACGUGCUGGUCAAGCAUCACAGCAAGCUCCGGCAGCAGCGGGCGCUCACCCUGCCCAUGUACAACACCCUUCUGCUUGGCUGGGCUCGUAAGGGCUCCUUCAGAGAGCUGCUUUAUGUGUUCUUCAUGAUGAAAGAUGCCGGCCUCGCCCCAGACCUGCUGUCCUAUGCGGCCGCCCUGCAGUGCAUGGGACGGCUGAACCAGGAAGCCAGCGCCAUUCAAAGGUUUUUGAAGCAGAUGGCACAGGACGGACUGCAGCUGCAGGAGCUCUUCACGAACUUGCCCCUGUGCAAGGAGGACAAGGCUGUGCUCCUGAGGGCUGUGCGCAAGGCGGAGCCCACCUUCCUACCUCCACAGCCGCCCCUGUCCUCGUCCAAGGUCAACUCCUCCCCACUGCUCAAGGAGAUCUACAGCACGGACAAGCCUGCGACCUAUCCAAAGCAGCACCUGCCCUUGGAGACCCUGAAGGACCUGUUUCAGCAGCAGCUCAGUGUGGAGAUGGCCACCGUUGUCACUGUGGAGUCCGUGGAGACGGCCCCGUCGCUGACCAAGGAGGUCCUGCAAGCGCGAAAGACCCUGCAGGAGCUACGCACCCGUUGGGAGGAAGAGCUGUGCCUGGCGCUGCAACAGACAAAGGACAGAGAGGCCCAAGCUGCCCGCAAGGGCCGCCCCUCACUCUUCCCGUACCUGUGCCUGCUCAGCGAGGGGGAGCUUACGCAGCUGAUGCUGCAGGCCUUGCAGGUGCUGCCCCAGCAGGGAGAGUCGCUUCUCUCCCUGGCACAAGAGCUGGGCAUGCGCAUCUUCAACCGACACGUGGUGCAAAGGAAGCAGCUCAGUGAUGAGGUGCAGGCGCUGCAGGAGCGCUAUUUCAAGUACCUACACCUGCUGGCAUCAGACACACAGGUGGUGAUGUCCCGUCUGCCACGGGAGCAUUGGGAGGCACUAGGGACGUCUGAGGCCUCCCAAGACCAGCCCUGGCCCUUGGCUCUGGUGGUGCAGCUGGGGAAACAGCUGGCGGAGGUGCUCGUGCAGACAGUGAAGAUGCCCAGCAACCUGGCCCAGCCACAGGACACCCAGAAGCUCAUCCCCGUCCUCUACCAUGUGUACUCCUUCCAGAGCUUUCGCCAGAUUGGGAUCCUGAAGCCACAUCCAGCCUUCGUGCAGCUGCUGGAAACUGCGGCCGAGCGCACCAUGACCUUUGAGGCAGCCGAAGUGCCCAUGCUGUGCCCGCCCCUGCCCUGGACUUCGCCACACUCAGGUGCCUUCCUGCUGAGCCCCACCAAGCUGAUGCGCUCUUUGGAGGGCACCAUACAGCACCAGCGCCUGCUGGAGGGCUGCCCACCCGCUGAGCUGCACGGUGCCCUAGAUGCCCUCACCCAGUUGGGCAACUGUGCCUGGCGUGUCAAUGGGCGAGUGCUGGACCUGGUGCUAACCAUCUUCAAUGCCAAGGGCUGCCCCCGCCUGGGCGUGCCAUCCCCUGCCUCUGAGGCACCCCGCCCAUCCAAGCAACGCCUGCCAGCCAAUGCCUCUCCGGAGCUCAAGACGGAACUGCGGCGGGAGCUGGCCCGCUGCCUGAAGGUGGCGCGGGAGAUGCAUAGCCUGCGGACCGAUGCCCUCUACCGCCUCUCGCUGGCACAUCACCUGCGGCACCAUGUCUUCUGGCUGCCGCACAACAUGGACUUCCGAGGACGCACCUACCCCUGCCCACCCCACUUCAACCACCUGGGCAGUGACCUGGCACGGGCCCUGCUGGAGUUUGCCGAGGGCCGACCUCUUGGCCCCCAUGGCCUUAACUGGCUCAAGAUUCACUUGGUCAACCUCACCGGACUCAAGAAGCGUGAGUCACUGCAGGCACGCUUGGCCUUUGCUGAUGAGAUAAUGAACGACAUCCUGGACUCAGCCGACCAGCCCAUGACGGGCCGGAGGUGGUGGGCGGAGGCAGACGAGCCCUGGCAAGCCCUGGCCUGCUGCAUGGAGAUCGCUCGGGCCGUGCGUGCCCCCAGCCCGGCUGCUUACGUCUCCCAUUUCCCCGUUCACCAGGAUGGCUCCUGUAAUGGCCUGCAACACUAUGCCGCCCUGGGCCGGGACAGCGUGGGGGCUGCCUCUGUCAACCUGAUGCCCUCAGACGUGCCACAGGAUGUGUACAGCAGCGUAGCCGCACAGGUGGAGGUGUUCCGCAGGCAGGACGCCGAGCGGGGCGUGCAGGUGGCCAAGGUGCUGGAGGGCUUCAUCAGCCGCAAGGUGGUCAAGCAGACGGUGAUGACCGUGGUGUACGGCGUCACCCGCUACGGGGGCCGCCUGCAGAUUGAGAAGCGCCUCCGCGAGCUCAGCGACUUCCCCCAGGAGUUCGUGUGGCAGGCCUCUCACUACCUCGUGCGCCAGGUGUUCAACAGUCUUCAGGAAAUGUUCUCAAGCACUCGGGCCAUCCAGCGCUGGCUGACCGAGAGUGCCCGGCUCAUCGCUCGAUCCGGCUUGGCUGUGGAGUGGAUCACCCCCCUGGGCAUCCCCAUCAUUCAGCCCUACCAUCACGACUCCAAAGUGUCGAUCGGCGGAGGGAUCCAGAGCCUCACCUUCUGCAGCAGUGGGGACACCAGCCAGAAGCCCAACACACUGAAGCAGAAGAAUGGCUUCCCACCCAACUUUAUCCACUCCCUGGACUCGUCGCACAUGAUGCUCACAGCCCUGCACUGUUACAGGAAGGGCCUGACCUUCGUCUCCGUGCACGACUGUUUCUGGACCCACGCAGCUGACGUCGCCAUCAUGAAUCAGGUGUGCCGAGAGCAGUUCAUCCGCCUGCACAGCCAGCCCAUCCUGCACGACCUGUCCACGUUUCUGGUGGAGCGGUACUGCUCUGGCCCCAGGUCCACCAACGCCCAGGUCGUCAAGUUGCAGGAAAUGCUACUGUCAGUGCCCAAGACAGGGACCUUCGACCUGGACCAGGUAAAGCACUCGACAUACUUCUUCAGCUGAUGCAGGCCCGCCAGGCUGCCCUGGGCCCUCUGUACCAUAGUGUAAAUAAAGCUCUGUUGCUACC